AUGGAUUUCAAUCCUCAGGCUGUCAACCUCAGCAGUGCUGAUGCUCGAGACAUCAUCUGCUUCCUCAAUGCAGGCGAGAACGAGUACAAUGGACAGCUUGGAGCACGUGUUUCGGCUCUGUUCGUCAUUCUGGUCACUUCAUCAUUAACAACUCUGUUCCCCGUCUUGGCUACUCGCGUUCGCCGCCUGCGAAUCCCCCUCUAUGUCUAUCUCUUUGCACGCUACUUCGGCGCCGGAGUCAUCAUUGCCACUGCAUUCAUCCAUCUCCUUGAUCCUGCCUAUGAAGAAAUCGGACCGGCUAGCUGCGUCGGCCUGACUGGUGGCUGGGCUGAAUACACCUGGCCUCCUGCUCUGGCCUUGACUUCAGCUAUGCUCAUCUUCCUCCUGGAUUUCUUGGCCGAGUACUAUGUCGACAGAAAGUACAAGAUGGCACAUGUCGAGGUUGAGGCCACAAUUACGUCGGACCCUACAGUUCCCCACACACAUCAGGGACUUCACUCAGCUGAUCAGGAUGGCUCCAUCUCUCCUGUCAAUCUGAAGCAAGAGGAGCACUCCCACAACCAGAGCCAUGCUUCUAGCGAUAAGUUCGCUUCCAGCGAUAAUCUCGAUGUGGAAGAGCUCAAGCACAUUGAUGGCGACACCAAAGAGGCAGCCAUGGGUUUCCAGUCCCAGAUUGCGGCUUUCUUGAUUCUUGAGUUUGGAGUCCUUUUCCACAGUAUCAUCAUUGGCCUCAACCUCGGCGUCGUCGGCGACGAGUUCAAGACCUUGUACCCCGUCAUUGUCUUCCACCAAGCUUUCGAGGGCCUGGGUAUUGGCGCCCGUCUGAGCGUCAUUCCCUUCCCCAAUCGCUUCAAAUGGAUGCCCUGGGCACUAUGCAUGGCCUAUGGACUGACAACUCCCAUCGCCCUCGCCAUUGGCCUCGGUUUACGAACAACCUACAACAGUGGCUCUUUUACCGCCAACGUUGUGUCUGGUGUUCUCGACGCUAUUUCUGCCGGUAUCCUCAUCUACACCGGUUUCGUCGAGAUGAUUGCGCGCGACUUCCUCUUCAACCCUUACCGCACGCAGGAUAAGAAGCGACUGGCGUUUAUGCUGGUUUCUCUCUACCUCGGAAUAAUCAUCAUGGCCCUGUUGGGUAAGUGGGCUUAAGGAUAUUUAGGGAACGUGAGCAAUACGGCUUAGGGAUAUUAAAAAGGUGGACAAGGAAACGAAUAAGAUACCCGGGCGGAGGAUUAGAACGUGCAUGCAUCUAAGCAUGCAAGGAUCUGUGAGAUACACAUCUACUACUUACAUAUCUGCAUGAAUCUCUUUUUGUAGAGGUGGCAUGCAUUCUCAGAGUGCUAUAGCUCUCUUGAUAAUUGUUCGUUAUCAUUUUUUGAGGACGUCGCGAAUCUAGGAUGCCUUUGACUAGAGUAAUGAAUCACAAUUUUUUUUUUCUUCGUUCC
Molecule: messenger RNA, 1445 nt
Organism: Trichoderma virens Gv29-8
Lineage: Eukaryota; Fungi; Ascomycota; Sordariomycetes; Hypocreales; Hypocreaceae
Exons: 2
Coding region: 1-1149 (382 amino acids)
Biological process (GO): zinc ion import across plasma membrane
Cellular component (GO): plasma membrane
Molecular function (GO): high-affinity zinc transmembrane transporter activity
Source: RefSeq, a predicted model, not a curated record